AAUGAUUCUGAAUUUCUGUACUCAACAAAUCAUGCAGGAGGGACAUAUUGAUCAGAAAGAAAAAAGCUUCAGUUUACAUAAGUAUCAUAGUAGUCACAGGCAAUGGUUAGUUCAGGAUGGCAGACCAGAGGCAACGUUCGCUGUCUACCUCCGGAGAAUCAUUGUACCACGUCCUAGGACUGGACAAGAAUGCCACUUCUGAUGAUAUUAAAAAGUCAUACAGGAAACUUGCAUUGAAAUAUCAUCCUGAUAAGAACCCAGAUAAUCCAGAGGCUGCAGAUAAAUUUAAAGAGAUCAACAAUGCACAUGCAAUAUUGACUGAUGCCACAAAACGAAACAUUUAUGAUAAGUAUGGGUCCUUGGGUCUGUAUGUAGCAGAGCAGUUUGGAGAGGAGAAUGUGAACACAUACUUCGUCCUGUCCAGCUGGUGGGCAAAGGCCCUGUUUGUGUUCUGUGGGCUCAUCACAGGUUGCUACUGCUGUUGCUGUCUGUGUUGCUGCUGUAACUGUUGCUGUGGAAAGUGUAAACCUAAACCUCCUGAAGGCAGUGAACAGGAAUACUAUGUAUCUCCAGAGGACUUGGAGGCACAGUUACAGUCGGACGAAAGGGAGGCUGCAGACACACCCAUUGUGAUACAACCAGCAUCAGCCACAGAGACGACCCAGCUCACAACUGACUCUCACCCCAGCUACCACACUGAUGGAUUUAACUAAGUUAAGGAAAUGCUGAUUGAGAACGGAUAAUUAUAUACAUGGCCAAUUCAACACUAGAAUCAUGAACAUUAGAAAUAGCAAAUGGGGAGGGGGAAAAGGUUUUGCCAGAGUAAGAAGGCAGCCUCCAAUCUGCCGAGAAUAUUUUGUAAUCCCUUGAGCCUUUUGUCACCUUCAGUGUCGUAUCUUGAUGAUACAUGAAGUGCUGUAGCAUGCAGUAUUUAAAGCAGUUUAGCUAUGGUCUUAUUUGUUUUUGUUUUUUGUUUUUAUAGCAUGUAUGGAGUUACGUUAAAUGUCUGUGUUAUGUAUUGAGGAAUUUUCACAAUAAGGUGUGAUGGAGACAUUCUGCAUUUUAAGCAGUAGUACCAGCCUAAAAAAGAUCUUUUAAAGAGUGAGUAAAAUCAGUCACACACAAGUUGCUCUGCUUCCAUACAGUUGAACUGUAAAGAUCUGAGAGUGCGACAAAGGUCUUAAGAUCUUUGUUUUUAGCCCUUCCUGCCUUUCCCAACACCUCUGUCCAAGCAAGUUUACAAUGCAAAGAACCAAAAAAGGCCAAUGUAUGGUAGGAAUUCUUUAAUGCUGAUUUUCAGCAUAAAUAAAACUACCCUGGACAUGCUUCCCUCAUUUGUUUUUGCACUUCAGACAUAAAAUUUUCAGUCAGCUUCUAUUUAUGCAUGAUAUGAGUUCUGAUAGUAUAUGCUAAUGUAGGUUGUGACAAAACCCAAAUGUUACUAGAAAGAUUUUAUGGGCUUCUUUAUUCAUGCAUAAACUGUUGCAGCAUUCCUCUAUGAAGUGUUUAUAAACAGCUAUUGCAGCUUCUUAUUAGUGCAUGACAAUCUUAAAGUGAAGCUGAUUAGUCUGUUUUCAUUAUGCAAAUGAAGAAAACGUAGAAAGUAAACAAAUAGCAUCAAUGGUGGAAAGCAAAUUAGAUUUUUAAAAUUAUCCUUUAAUCAUCUAAAAUGCUAUUAAGACUGCUAGGGACACUUGUUUUUUUUAAAAUGCUCUUAACUUGACAAUGUCCCUUGAACUUUCAUGAACAACUUUUUGGAAUGUGUAAAUGGCUAAGAACAAUGCACCUCAUUUUGUGUUUAUAUUAUAUAAGUUUGCACAUAGUAUUUUGUUUAGAUUUGUUUACUUAAACAUUUUAUUUUUCUUCACAUAAAUUAUUAUGGAAACUACUAAACAGUUUCCUGUACUUUCUUGAAAUCAAAUCAUGUCUAGAUAUUUACAACUUGUGGUUUAAUUUAAGAAUUUUAGGUUUGCUCAGCUGUUACAGAAGCAUUUAUUUUUCAGCUAAAUUGCUGGUAUAUUUUGCUUCUAAUAAAUUUUUCCUCGGAAAAUGUUGAAUAAAGAUUGAGGAGUCACUAGUAAAUAUACACACACACACAUACUCUCUCUUUCAAGCCCAGCAAGGUGACUGAUAACCUUCCAGCCAACAUUCCUUUUGGGAUUCUUCCAUGCUGCUUUUUCACAAGCCAGAGGCGUGAGUUUGGAGAAAGUACUUAGAACUGCUCAAGUGUCACUAGAGGAGAAGAGCCUGGGAACUGAGCUACGGCUUCUUGCCAUAGCAGAGCAAAGCACUACCAUUGGGUUUAACCUAUCAUAGUUUCUUUGUUAUGGAAGAUGGUGGCUUCUGCCUUGUCCAGCUGUACAAAAAAUGUUCAUGCAAAUUUCUUUCACUACAACCUUGCACACAGUGAAAGUAUGAAAUUAUUUAAAAUCUCUGGUUUGGAUUCCUGCCAGACUUUGACACACAAUUCUUUAGCAUUCUCCACACUAAAUCAGGUUUUUUCUAAAAGUAGUUUAUUCACCAUAACUGCCAGGUGUCUGGACGCAAUUGCAUGCAUGUAAGUCUGGGACAGGCAAAAGUGUGUUUUUUUGGCAAUUUUGGAUCUUGCUGCUGUGGUAUCCAAAGGGAAUCUGCAGCACUUAACAGAUUUUAGAUCGCUUAGUCAUUUGAGCCAUUUUCCCUCUGUAGCAUAUGGUUAAGGCUGAUAGUCCUACAAACUUGGAGUUGCUUGAAUGCUAUUACCAGCGUAUCUUGGGCAAACAGUGAUUUACAGCUCUGCUCUUUGUUUUAGUAUUUAGCAUCAGGGAAAAAAAACUUGGUGCAGUCUCGAUCAGUCACAAUCUGAUCUUAGGUCCUUGCUUAACUAAAGACUUGAUUUAACCCCUUUGGAUGGGGAGUAAAUUUCCAGUUGAAAAUUGGGGUCACAAUGGCCUUUUAUAGACUAAUCCUGUACUUAUGUUGUACUCCAGAGAACGUAAAGAGAUAUGUGCAAACUUAAUUCCCUAGAAUCUUACCAGCAAAGCAGCUUUUGUGAUCUGAACAUGUCAGUGAAUUCCACUGGGCAAAAGUUAACUGUACUUUUAGCCACAGAGCUGACAGAAGGUCCUGGUAAAAUGAUGGAAAGACUUACACUUCAGGAUAUUUUUCCUUCCCCGGUUACUGGUCGAGAGCUACUAAUGCAAACAUCAUUUCAUUUGAAUUGUCGCUUAAUGUGAAGAAGUUGUGACUCCUUGUUUCAGGGAUCCAAGUUACUUUUGAUCUUUAGUUUUGAAAUUUCCGAUACUGUUUCUUAGUUUCUGUGGCACUUCAUUUGCAACAGUAAAGUCAUUGGGAUGUUUCAGAGUGAGAGUGAAUGCAGGAGGAGACUUUUAACUCUAGCUUCAAAUUCCAUGGAAGUCAGUUGUAAGAACUCACUGUAUUCUUUGUAAACAGUGUAGGGGUCCUAUGUACUUUUUAAAUACAAGCUAAUCUUAAAACAAUGAAAUUGCCGAAGAUAAGAAAAUGAAAGUUAAAGACGGCACCUCAAUUAUGAUGCUGUUUGGAAAAAGCUAUAUGAGGAUAAAUUUAAGAGUGCACCACAGUGGCAUUGGGGGGAGGGGAAUAGACAAGAUUCAGGCUGGUAACACAUUUAUAUGUACUUCAUAAUCCACUACGGUCCAUAAUGUCCUCUUCCUUAAUGACGUAACAAGACCCAGAUUCAGAAAGUGCUAGCUUCCUUUCAGCGGUUGUGUCCACAUCCAUCUGCUGUAAAUUAGCUGACCAUGCAUCGUUAUAUGUGGUUAUAUUAUAAGAGAUACCAGAAUUCUGAUCUCAGGACCUAAUCCACUCCCUCUCUUACACUGGAAAGAUUUCAGAUAUUACAAAGUAAGAUUUGUUAUAAGAGUCUCAUCCUUGGAUCUUUCCUAACUUCUCAGUUUUUAUAUGAAACAUGGUUAUUUUAGUUGUAGUUUAUUUUAAAAAAAAGAUUGUACUGUAUUAUGUAACCAGAAGACUUGAGUUAUCCAGUCUUUUUAUUCAUCUUUGUUUCAUUUAAAAAGGGGCCCUGUCACUAAACUGUCCACAUUUAUUUUCAAUUGACUCAUAUAUUAUACACAGGCAUCCUGAGCUCUAAAACUACUACAUGCACUUUUAUAGUUACAGAAUAGCCAAGCUUUGUACACACCUCGUGAAUACAGAAUGUGGUGGUAACUAGUGGUUCCUUCGCUAAAAUCUUGCAAUGCUAAGGAGCAGCAAGCAUUUCCAGCUCCAUGGGGCUGCACCAGAAUUGACAUGACAGCUUCACUGGGAGGCUCCAGCAGGCUCCAAAACCUGGAAAAUAAAAAGAGAAGAGAACUUAAAAGGCCAUUGUUACUGACUUGGAUGCAGAAUGUUUCCUUCUAAAUGUUUAACUUAAGCAGCGUUAUUCCAUGUUAAAUGUGUUGCCAGAUUUAACUUGAACUUAAGGUUUUUUAAAAGUUACAUUAAUAAGAGAGAUUUUCUGAGUUUCCUGGGGUCUUUGUUUAGCUUGUUCAGUUGUUCCCGUCUAGCUCAUAAAAUCUAUACAAAGCACUAGCUCCUUUAGUAGAUAGAAACGUAACCAAUUGAUCUCCACAUGCUGGGUGAGAUUUUUGAGACAGCCCAGUUUGGGAUGUACCCUAAUGACUGAUCUUAAGGACCACUGACUUUACACGAAUCCUAGAGAAGAUUAAGUAAACAAAGCUGCUGCUUUCCAUAUGAGUGAAUACUUAAAAUACCAUCCACUUUGCAUAAUGGCAGAACCGCCAUUGAAGUAACUGGUGAUAGAUUUAUUGUGACCCAUUCUUUCUCUGGAAGUAGAAGUCCCCAAACUUCGUCUAGUGCAACAAACGACAAGUGAGAAACUUCACUUGAAGUGACUAAUGGGGCACUGUGCCUGUUAAAUGCCAGUUUAAUUCCAUUGGUAAUGUAUGUAGGAAGUUAACUAUUUAUCUGUAUAUACAUUUGUUUAUGUAAAUGUCUUAAUGGAAUCUGAUGAUAUGUAGACUUCUGCUAAUUCCAUGCAGUGACAUUUUAGAGCCAUAUCUUUAGUCUUAUUUUUGGGUUUGUAACAUUUUUAAACUGCUUUAGAUAUUAGUGCUCAGUGUUUAAAAUAUAUGAUGCUCUUUGAAAUUUAAAUGUGCACAACCUGUUCAGAAGAAUGGCGUUAUUAAUAUGGUACUAGAAGAUGAGACUAAGUGUGGUAGAGAGACUACAGUUUUUAAAACCCAUCCUGUCAGAGCCUGUUUACACUAUAGAUGUAACUAAGCUAGAGAGCUGAUUGAAGUUGGUUUCUGAUCUAUUUUACACAAGGGUCAUUUUAUGUAGUGCGCUGGGACCUGUGUGCCCUUUUAUAGGGCUAGACUUUGAUUAGUAGGCAUGGACACCGGUCCUGAGUGGGGCACCCUGUUUCCAUAACUAGUCCGUGUUCUUCGAAUCUGUCUGAUCCCCUUCAGUGUUCUUGACGUUUCCAAAAACAUUAGGAAAUGUGUCGUGCUGCAGUUUUCCCUGCCCGGUGCAACUGGAUAUUAGCUCAGCUUUUACAAGGGAUCUUUGCUAGGUAAACUGAUAGGCUUCUGCCGCUUUGCAAUGCCUCCAUAUUGCUGGGCAGCCUGUAUUCAUCUCUGGGCGAGAACACCGAAACCCAGCUCCUCUGCAGAUGGUUCUUGUGUGAGGUUGGUAUGAACGGAGCAUGCAUUCCAUUUGAAUGCCACUUCUCCUAUCUCUAGAUGGAGCCUUUUCGUUUGUAGUGUGCCAUUGAGCUUCUCCUACACUUUGAAAGAAAUACCACUGCUGGCUUGGAAAGCUUAAUUUUGUUGGCUAUAUGGGGAAGGGAAAAGUCAGGAAAUCUUGCCAGUGUUCAAGUCCUGUGAGUGCUGAUAUUCUGUUUCACGUGCUGCAUUGGGAGACUUGAGUGUAAUAUAAGUGAAAUUACAAGCCUGAAGUCCUAGUUUCAUUCCAAGAAGGUGCUUUCUCCAAAGUCCUGGCUACAUUAGGGCAGCUGUUUCUCUUACCUGCCACGCCAAACUCCAUAAUUCAGAGACACAAAUUUUCAUUUGAAAGUAAAAUGCCCAUAUUACAUGCACCAUCUUUUUAUUGUGAGAGGGAAAUGAUAGGUAUCAGACGGUUACAUUACAGCUAUGACCUAAAUAGCUUCUUCCCUGCUACAUUUUCACAGCCAACAUUGUGCCCUUUUUGUGGGUGGAUGAUUGUUGAUCAUAUUUUGUGUGCAGCAGUGGCUUCCAAAAGAUUUAAAAACUGAUUUGAAGCUUGUCAGCGGCUAUUUGAUUCUGUCCCAUGAGACUGUGUGAAGCUGGUAUGAGCCCGUUCUUGCUCUUCUUUAAACAAAAGAAAUAAAAGCCAACAAUAGCACAGAGGGUAAGGGCAGUCCUUGGAAUGACUUCAACUUGUGUGGGCUGCUGUGAAGAGCCAUCUUAAAUAUCAGUAUGAUAAUCACUGGAGGUGUAACAAAAUACAUUGCUAUUUUGUGAUUUCGGUGCUGGUUUUGGCUACACUGUGCCCAGUGCAUGGGCAGGGGGUCAAUGUAGUUUGCAAAUCUCAGAGGUCCAAACCUUGUGCUGUACGUAUAGGAUUGCAGGUUCGUGUGCGUGUGUCUGUAUGUGGGCGUGUGUAUAUUUAUACAGCGUAUAUGCACUCAGUUCUUGCUGCUGUCUCUUUGGUGGUGUAACAUGAAAUUUGCCUCAACACUACUCUUAUGAACUCUUGGACAGACAAGCCGAAGAAGUUAGUUUAGUGUGCCCAGAAUCACCACUUCUCCUUUCAACUUCAGGAAAAAAGUAGAUCUGCCAGUGAAUGACAAGUGAAGGAAACGAUGAAGGAUCUUAGGGUAUGAACAGAAUUAGGUCAAGUGUUUAGAAUAAGAAUGUCAUGCCAUACACAUAGGGGGAAUUCUCUGUUUGUCCAUAAAGUCUUCCCUCCUUGCUAGAAUAAUAAGAUGCCUUUGCACUGUCUGGUUCAGUUACCCCAAUUUUUGUUGCUUAUAGACAGAUUGAAUUCAAAAGGGUGUCAUGGAAUUGUUGAUGUUUUGUAAAAUAAAACUAGCUUUUCAAAGCCCCUCUCCCUCCCCAGGGCCAAACUUCAAGUUACCACCAAAUUACUUCUAGUUGUAUUGGUUAGCGAAGGCCAAAUGGCUGUUGCCUGGCACGAUCACAAA
This is a messenger RNA of Pelodiscus sinensis (Chinese soft-shelled turtle), 7168 nucleotides long. The record is from RefSeq and is a predicted model, not a curated record. NCBI's taxonomy places the organism in Eukaryota, Metazoa, Chordata, Testudines, Trionychidae.